This is a messenger RNA of Labeo rohita (rohu), 1658 nucleotides long. RefSeq names its product tripartite motif containing 35-39 (gene trim35-39). Gene Ontology annotation, molecular function: protein binding; zinc ion binding. The transcript is spliced from 6 exons. The coding region runs from base 16 to 1335 and encodes 439 amino acids. The record is from RefSeq and is a predicted model, not a curated record. Lineage: Eukaryota; Metazoa; Chordata; Actinopteri; Cypriniformes; Cyprinidae.
UGGAGCUGUGUGAAAAUGGAUGUGAAGGAAAUCUCUUGUCCGAUUUGCUGUGAAAUCUUCAAGGCUCCUGUUCUUCUGUCGUGCAGUCACAGUUUCUGCAAAGAGUGUCUUCAACAGUUCUGGACAACCAAGUGCACUAAGGAGUGUCCUGUCUGCAGGAGAUCCUCAAGAGAUGAUCCUCCAUGUAAUCUUGUGUUACAAAACUUGUGUGAGUCGUACCUAAAGAAGUGGGGAAAUAAGAGGAGACGCUCAUCAGAGUCUGAGGACGACUGCAGUUUACACAAUGAGAAACUCAAGCUCUUCUGUCUGGAGGACAAACAGCCUGUGUGUUUAGUGUGCAGAGAUUCACAAAAACACAUCAGUCACUCAUUCAGACCUAUCAAUGAAGUAGUUUCAUCGCAUAAGGAAGAGCUAAAGUCCUUGCAAGAGAAACUUAAACGUAGAGAGAAAUUUAAAGAAGAGUGUGUGAAAACCCUUAAACACAUUCAGUCUCAAGUGGAGCAUACAGAGCGUCAGAUUAAACUGGAGUUUAAGAAGCUUCAUCAGUUUCUCAGAGAUGAAGAAGAAAUUGCAAUCACUGCUUUGAGGAAGGAACAGGAGCGGAAGAAUCAGAUCAUGCAGGAGACGUUUGCGGAGGUCAACGGGCACAUCUCGGCUUUUUCACACACAAUCAGAGACUUGGAGAAGAUGAUGAAUGGCAGUGAAGUCUUGUUUCUAAAGAACUUUCCAGACGCGAUGGAAAGAGUUAAGAGCGUACAGUCGGAUCCACAGCUGGCUUCUGGAGCUUUGAUUAAUGUGGCACAGUACCUGGGUAACCUGCCAUUCAGAGCCUGGAAGAAGAUGCAAGACAUUGUCCAAAACACUCCUGUGAUUCUGGAUCCAAACACAGCUCAUCCAGAACUCCUCUUGUCUGAUGAUCUGACCAGUCUGACAUGCAGUAAGAACAAACAAUCGCUUCCUGCUAAUCCAGAGAGAUUCGACGAGCAUUGCUGUGUUCUGGGUUCAGAGGGGUUUAACUCGGGAACACACAGCUGGGAUGUGGACGUCAAAGAGAGCUCAUCCUGGUCUCUUGGAAUAACUGUGGCAUCAAACCAGAGGAAGGGAUAUGACUUCUUUGACAGGGGUGUGUGGAGUGUGCAGUACAGACUGUACGAAGAGGCUGGUCUUCCUGUCGUGCAAAAGCUGGAGCGGGUGAGAGUUCAGCUGGACUGUGACAGAGGAAAAGUGUCGUUCUCUGAUCCUGUAACGAACACAAAUCUAUACACGUUCACAACCACCUUCACUGAGACCGUGUUUCCUUUCUUUUAUAGCUUUUCUCAUCUGAGGAUUGUAUAGUUGAAGUGUUUGUUAAAGUUAUCCAUGUAGAUUUGAUAGAUUGGCUCCUCAAACUGUCAGGGAACAUUUCUUAAAAGAAAAUAACAUGUUUUUCUUAGUAUGAGUGUGAAAUGGAAUAGAAAGAUUCCAUGGAUGUUAAAGGUCAAGGUUCAGUAAGAAUACAUCAUAGUUUUGUUAACUAGAUAAUUGUUUUCACUGCCUUAUGUGUAUAUAUGCUUAUGCUCGCAUGUAAUUAAAUAAAGAUCACAUUUGCAUCACUUGUGAUGUUUAUUGAUCAGGCUUGUAUGCCACCGCAAAGCUGAGACUGAAAAAACUGAUGGCAU